AUGUCUACGAUGGUCGGUCAUUUGUCUUUUGAGAACGCAAGAGUUUUGGUGUUUGGUGGGACUGGAGCCCAAGGGCGAUCGAUCAUUCAAGCAUUGGCACGAACCAAGCGAUAUCGUUUAUCUGUUCUCACUAGGGACAAGAACUCAACCAAAGCUGCGGCCCUAGCAUCUUCUUUUCCGGACAUCGAAUUCGUUGAAGGCUCGUACACAACAGAGGAGGGCCUACGCAACGCUUUUGCCAAUCAAGAUGUCGUAUAUUUUUGCAUUGAUAGUUUCAACGUUGGUGAACCAUUUGAGUACUUUUGGACGUUUCGUGCCUACGAGAUUGCUGUCCAAAGUAAGCUGAAAUGGUUCAUUUUCGCUGGUUCUGGAGAUAGAUACGGCAGUUUGGGCAUGAAUGAAAAAUACAGGAACAGUCACAACAUCGUGUCUAGCAGGCUAACUGGCUGGUUAAUGAAUCAACCUCUUGCUCGGCUUCCUUGGACUAUCCUAACAGGCGGCGUGUAUGCCGAAAUGCUUGGAACUCUUUUAAGACCGACCGAAGAGGGAGAUGAACUGUUCUUUCACAAUCCUAUGGAUCAGGAUAGCGUUAUGCCGCUUAUACCGCUCGAGAUGUAUGGUUACCGUUUUGAGUGGGCUUUAUCGCACCCAGAAGAGAGUAUUGGAAAAUUGUUGUCUGCAGGACCCUUUUUUGUUACUUUUCCAGAGGUUGCUGCAGCACUUCAGCAAGUCACAGGCAAAAAGGUUCAAUUUAGGAGCAUCACCACAUCCCAAUGGAUGGAGGCUAUAUCUGCGCAUAUAGAUCCAGAUAGGAGAUUGCCUGGAGGAGCGGAUCCCACCGACCCCACCUCGUUUACAUUUCGUAAAUCGUUCGGUGCAUGGUGGAAUAUUUGGAAAGAUCAGAAAGAAAAGAAGUCAGAGGAUAUGGCUUGGGCAGAUGAAGUUUAUCCUACACGACCAAGGGGCCUGAAAGAGUGGAUGGAAGCAGUGGAGUAUAAUGGGAAGCAAAUUGUUCCCCUAUAUGAGGAGUUUUGA
Trichoderma virens Gv29-8 is the source of this 1035-nucleotide messenger RNA. RefSeq lists its product as uncharacterized. The record is from RefSeq and is a predicted model, not a curated record. Lineage: Eukaryota; Fungi; Ascomycota; Sordariomycetes; Hypocreales; Hypocreaceae. The transcript is spliced from 2 exons. Bases 1 to 1035 code for a protein of 344 amino acids.